AGCCAGUACGUGACGCUACACGCCUUUGUUCUACUCACUUACUCGGCGGCGCGCGCAUCGUGCACCCACGAAGAGGAGAUUGGAAAGCCCCAGCGGCGGUUGUAUUCGCAGCCAACAUUUGAAGCGAUUCAUAUUUUUACUCUCUCUGGUUGACUCGGCCUCCUUUUUUUUUCUGAAAGAGGUUUUCUGACAACACUGACUUGUCGUGCGUUGGCCUGCGAAGUUGCUCGCACGCCGAUACAGCUGGAUCUUCUGUUCCUCUGCAUUCAUUACAGCAGUUGUGGCAGAAUAAUUCGUGAGUGAAUUUUCGAACUGCGCCUUUUCCUUUACAUUUCUUUUUUAAUUGAAAAUAUAUGCAUCUCGUUGCGCGUGUCCUCAUCGUUCAGCGUUCAGCGACUUCGGUGCCCCGACCGCCCCAUUUUUGUUUCGUGUUUGUGCGAUAAGCGACGCACCUUCGCUUCCUUUCUUUUUUGUAUUCCUGAGUAUUCACUGAACGUCGUUUUCCUCCUUUCCCCUCUUUCUCCGUUGUGAAAGGGGCUUCCCAUCGAUUACAACCACCAGCUGCGUCUUUUUUUUUCUCUUCUGUUCUCAUCACGACUGGCUUGUUUAGGUCGUGACGACGCACGUGAAUCUCGGCAGAGGCAAGUUCAUGCAUUUUUGCCAGUGAUUCACCGCUCUGUUGUAGGUGCAUCUGCCUUUUAUUUCUUUCGCGUUUCGUACCCCACGCGCAGGAAUACGCCCAAGUCUUCACAUCCACCCACACACACGCACCCGCACACGCGCAGGCAGCAAUGCGGUUUUUAAUCCAUUCGUUGUCGUAUUAUUUGAAGGAGUACCCACUCCGCUCCAAUCUGGUUUUGAGCACGACAGUGGGCUUCUGCGGCGACGUCGUGUGCCAGACUGUCUACGAGCCGUGGACGCAGUCGCGACCGCCUCUUACGAGGGAGCGGCUGCCCGAUGAGAGCAGAGACUCCGUCUUUCUCCUCUCGGUGGACUCGCCUUUCCUGUGUGCGAGAAACAUGUGGAGAGAAUACCAGGCCUCAUCCGGGCGACACACGGACUUAGCGAACGGUUCUCGUGGGGCGACGAGUACGACGGCGGAGAGCCAGCCGGUGGUGCGCGGCAACACCACUGUCCUCCUCGACCUCCGCCGCAGCAUGAUCUUCUGCAGCUUCACCUUCAUUUUCGGCGUGCCGUACUUUCUCUGGGUCUACCGUCACCUCGACCGCCUCAUCAACCCUGCCUUCAUCACGAAGCGCAACGCCAUCGCAAAAGGUUUUCUCAGCUACGUCGCGGCGCAAGUCACGAACCCCAUUUACUUAACCUACGUGACCGCGUUAGACCACUUUUUCAUUUACCGUGACGGGCGUGACGGACGGCGACGCGUGAUGGCGAUCCCAAUGACCGGUACGAGCACGCAGAAGGACCGCGUGGUGGAGGCGGGCGACGAAGACGCAAAGACGCAGCGCAGCACAGGCCGCAUCCGCUUUAGCUUCAGCCCUUUUCGCAACACCUCCAAAGAAUUGGACCAGACGACGGUGCACAAGAUGGGCUACUAUUACCGCUUUGUAGGCAACACGGACUUCAACUUCCACGAGUACUACACCUGUGUCAGCACCGAUGUGGAGCGCAAGCUACUCUAUGACUUCCCCGAUAUUAUGAAGUACGGCCUGAUGUUCUGGUCGGUCAAUUGGCUGCCCAUGUUUUAUUACAUUCCAUGCCAUUUCCGUCUCGCGUACUCGUCCAUGGUACAGGUGGCGUGGAGCGGGGUGAUGUCGCACCUGCUGCACCGCUGGAAGAAGAUGGAUGGCGACGACAUUCGCAUGCGGCGGCACCGGCUGCACUGA
This is a messenger RNA of Leptomonas pyrrhocoris, 1847 nucleotides long. RefSeq lists its product as hypothetical. NCBI's taxonomy places the organism in Eukaryota, Euglenozoa, Kinetoplastea, Trypanosomatida, Trypanosomatidae. The transcript has a single exon. Gene Ontology annotation, cellular component: membrane; cytoplasm. The record is from RefSeq and is a predicted model, not a curated record. The coding region runs from base 792 to 1847 and encodes 351 amino acids.